AUGGCCUCUCAACCAUCAACUGUCAUUCGUGUUAAACCACAUCAUUUUAUUCAUGUUUUAGAUAAUAAUACCAAUGUUACCAGAGUUGAAGUUGGUCCACAAACUUUCACCAGACAAGACCAUGAAAGAGUAUUACACCCAACUCCAUUACCAAUGAUUUUAAUUCCACCAAGAAAUUAUUGUAUCAUUGACAACCCAAUUAUUAGAAAGGAUGGUGUUUUAGUUGUUGAUCAAUUCAAUCAACCAAAACUCCGUCAUGGUGAUCAAGAAAUUCGUUUCAGUCAAGAUCCAUUCCCAUUAUAUCCAGGUGAAGUUUUAAUUGCCCAACCAGUUCCAUUACAAGUUAUUCAAGCCAAUUCAGCUUUAAGAUUAAAAUGUCUUCGUGACUUUGUCGAAGUUAAGGCUGAUAAAACCACUGUUUCACGUACUGCUGGUGAUGAAUGGUUAUUUGAAGGUCCAGGCACAUAUUAUCCACGUGUCGAAGUUACAGUUAUUGAACCAGUUAAAGCUGUUAUUAUUAAAGAAAAUCAAGCCCUCAAAUUAAGAGCUCGUCUUUGUUUCACCGAUCGUAAAGGUUCCGAACGUCAACCAGGUGAAGAAUGGUUAGUUCGUGAAAGUGGUGCCUAUUUACCAGGUGUUCAUGAAGAAAUUGUUGGUUUUAUUCAAGCCCUUGUUUUAACCGAUCGUAUUGCUUAUCAAUUAUUAGCUCUCCGUUCAUUCAUUGAUUGUUUCGGUAAAGCUCGUAAAGCUGGUGAAGAAUGGAUUAUCACCCAAUCAGAUUGCGAUACCUAUAUUCCAGACGUCAAUGAAAAAGUUGUUCGUGAUAUUAAAGCCAUCACUUUAACCAAUCGUCAAUACUGUAUCGUCGAAAAUCCAGUUGACAAAGCUACUGGUAAAAAUAAAUUAGGUCACAAACAACUCUUACAAGGUGAUCUUACUUUCUUCUUAUUACCAGGUGAAUCAUUAGUCAAAGGUAUCCAAAAUGUUAACGUUUUAUCAGAAGAUGAAGCUCUCUUAUUAAGUGCCAAAGAAGAAUUUGUUGAAAAGAAAGGUAAAGAAACUGUUGUUCACAAACCAGGUGAUCUUUGGAUGAUUUAUGGUCCAUGCGAUUAUAUUCCACCAAUUCAAGUUGAUGUUGUCGAACGUCGUAAACGUAUUCCAUUAGAUGUCAAUGAAGGUAUCUAUGUUCGUGAUAUUAAAACUGGUAAAGUUCGUUCAGUUCACGGUUCAUCAUACAUGUUAUUACCAAACGAAGAACGUUGGGCUAAACCACUCUCACCAAUUGUUGAUGAACUCUUAAAUAAAUCAGCUUCACGUGAUGUUAACGAAGAACACAACAAUGCUGAAAGAGAUCCAACUAAAGUUGUUACUUACCGUGUUCCACAUAAUGCUGCUGUUCAAAUUUUCGAUUACAGAAAGAAAGAAGCUCGUGUUAUCUUUGGUCCAGAAUUAGUUAUGUUAGAACCAGAUGAAGAGUUCACUGUUCUUUCACUCUCUGGUAAAAUUCCAAAGAGACCAAAUCACAUUCGUUCACUUGCUCUCUUCUUAGGUCCAGAUUUCAUGACUGAUUUAAUUACUGUCGAAACCGCCGAUCAUGCUCGUCUUUCAUUAAAACUUUCAUACAACUGGCACUUUAAGAUCGAACCAAAGAACCCAUCCAAAUUAUUCGCCACCUCCGAUUUCACUGGUGAUCUUUGCAAAGCUACUGGUUCUUUAGUUCGUGCUGCUGUUGCUGCUUCAACUUUCGAUAACUUCCACAAACAUUCAUCAGAUAUCAUCCAAACUGCCGUUUUUGGUAAAAACAAAAAUGGUGAAAGCAAUGACUGUCUCUAUUUCGAAACUAAUGGUUUAGUCAUCACCAAUAUUGAUGUUCAAUCAGUUGAACCAGUCGAUCAAAGAACCUUAGAUUCAUUACAAAAAUCAGUUCAAUUAGCCAUUGAAAUUACCACCAAAUCACAAGAAGCUACUGCUCGUCAAGAAGCUGAACGUCUCGAACAAAUGGCCCGUGGUGAACUUGAACGUCAAAAAAUUGUUGAUGAAGCCAGAGCUGAAGAAUCUCGUGCUAAAUUAGUUCAAUUACAAGCUCAAUCAGCUGCUGUCGAAUCAACUGGUCAAGCUGUUGCUGAAGCAAGAGCUAGAGCUGAAGCUGCUAUCAUUGAAGCUGAAUCAGAAAUUAAACAUGCUAAACUUUCAACUAAAGCUACCGAAAUCGAAAGCAAUGCCGAUCUCGAAACCAUUAAAGCCAAACGUAUUGCUGAAUUAGAACACGUUAAAGCCCUUAACGAUUUAGAAGUUGUUAAAGCUAGAGAAUUAGCUGCCAUCGAAAUUAGCAAAUUCGAAAAUACUGUUAAUGCUUUAGGUAGUGAUACUAUUUGUGCCAUUUCAAAUGCUGGUCCAGAAAUGCAAGCUAAAUUAUUAGGUUCCCUCAAUCUUUCAUCAGUUAUGAUUACUGAUGGUUCAUCCCCAGUCAAUCUUUUCAAUACCGCUAAUGGUUUAAUUGGUAACGGUGUAAAUAUGCAUGAAUAA
Dictyostelium purpureum is the source of this 2526-nucleotide messenger RNA. RefSeq names its product major vault protein beta (MVP-beta). The record is from RefSeq and is a predicted model, not a curated record. Gene Ontology annotation, cellular component: nucleus; cytoplasm. The transcript has 2 exons. Bases 1 to 2526 code for a protein of 841 amino acids. NCBI's taxonomy places the organism in Eukaryota, Evosea, Eumycetozoa, Dictyosteliales, Dictyosteliaceae.